Leptinotarsa decemlineata (Colorado potato beetle) is the source of this 745-nucleotide messenger RNA. It is a transcript of the gene NKCC, whose product is annotated as sodium potassium chloride cotransporter. Lineage: Eukaryota; Metazoa; Arthropoda; Insecta; Coleoptera; Chrysomelidae. Gene Ontology annotation, biological process: sodium ion homeostasis; chloride ion homeostasis; cell volume homeostasis. The record is from RefSeq and is a predicted model, not a curated record. Gene Ontology annotation, molecular function: sodium:potassium:chloride symporter activity. Gene Ontology annotation, cellular component: membrane.
CGUGCUUUAAAUUCCCCCAAUUCUCCUCAUCAUUCGAAGAACAACUCUAAAACCCUGGAUCGUUCGUUGAUUGGACAUUUUUCCAGGACAGAUUAGAUUUGACGAUAUCUCGUUAAGACAGGAUUAAAUCAUUCAAGUAAAAUGCGCGCUCCUGCCUGCCAUAAAAGAUAUCAAGUGCACGCGAAACAUUUCAGUUAAAUAACAAACAAGGUUCCGACACCACCUCGGCUUCGACAUCCAAACUGAACGCAAGUCAAAUAUCAGUUUUUCACAGUACCGGACAAAAAUGCUCGCUCGCUAAAAACCCUCAAAAUGGAAGGCCGUUUCACAAAAAGUGAAAACGGUGGAGGUGUUGAUAACAUCGGCUUUCAGUUGCAAGAAAGUGGGGACCUGAACGGACAACGUGUUACAAACGGUAAUCCGGUAUUGAAUACGAGUUUGAAUAAUCAAGGCCCAAGGAGAAAGAAAUCUUUUGUGCAAUUGACUAGAGAGGCUUUGCCAAGACUCGAGAACUAUAGGAAUUCCAGGAAGGCUGUGAAAAGACCGAGUUUGGGAGAGCUAUAUGAGGGUACCGAAUUUGAUAAGGAACUUGGGACAGGUUCCCCAGACGAUCUAGACGAUACUGCCCCCCAUGUGGGUAUAAAAUUGGGAUGGAUACAAGGUGUUUUAAUACCAUGUCUCCUCAACAUUUGGGGUGUCAUGUUAUUCCUUCGACUGGCAUGGGUCGUCGCCGAAGCCGGUAUUG